CUCAGCCUUUUGAAUGUUCCCCCCAAAAAAGACCUCCAGAAGACCUCCUUCCUCUGCAGCCUGGCCUGGACACCAGGCCAGACACUCAUCUGCUUCCCCAAACUGUUCUUCAAGAAUUUUAGCUACUGGGUUAUAAAUCAGGAUGCUAAUUAAAUUAUCAUGUUAGGGGUAGAAUUUUCCUUAUUACUAAUGAGGAAACCCAGUCCAUCGCCUUCUUGCUCUCCUGGCUUCCUGUCCUGGGCUUGCUUUAUGUGACUCUUCAUCCAGCAUGUGAAGUUAUGCCCCGGGCACUGACACCGAUGUAGAGUGCUAGCCCUAUCCCAGGACUGUGAUCUCAGAGCUUCCCAUACAUUUUCUCACUUCAUUCCCAUAACAACUCUUCUGUUACUCCAUCACAGCCCAGUUUGCAGAUACACAAACUGAGGCUCAGAAAAGUUCAGUAAUUGUCCAUAGUCACACAGCUUGUGAGUGGUGCUCAGAAUGAGAGCCCAGGUGUGUCUGACCCUCCAGCCGACACUUUUAUGCCCUUGGUUAUAACACCUGAACAAAUGCAUCUCCAGGUAAGCCAAGCUUGCUCACGUGUUCCCUGCUGCUGGGACCCACUGUUGUGUUAGAGAAACAUUUCUGGAGAGUUGACACCCAAACUAUUGUACCCCUUGGACCCAAAGCCUGGUAGACCAGAUGCCCCCUGCUCUAGCCCUGCUGCAGACCCAUAUCCUGCCCCUCCCCACUUCACACAGCCCAGUUUCCUCUUUCUUAUGUAGUGGCGACUUCUGUGCCCUGUGCCCCAUCCCUUUCAAGAAAUGACAUUCAAUUUGCUGAAUAAUUAAAAGCAGGAAAUACUCUACAAAAGGAAGUGAGUGGGUCAGAAACUCAAAGGGCCAGAAACUCAGAGUGCAAUCUUGGGCCCAGGCAGAGCUGCGAGAGUCCAGCUGGGAUCCAAGUGUGCUCUCCCACUGUCCACAGAGGGGCGAGGAGUCUGGGAGGUGAAGCCAUGAGGCUGUGGCUAGUUCUUCUCUUGCUCAACUUCCCAGGCUGUUUCUCCAUCAAAGGCCCGGAGUCCGUGAGGGGCCCGGAGGGGGGCUUGGUGAGUGUGCAGUGUCAAUAUACACCAGGAUGGGAGAAUUACAAGAAGUGGUGGUGUCGCGGAGCAGAGUGGGAGUCAUGCCACAACCUCGUUGAAACCGAUGGAUCAGAGCAAGAAAAGAAGGUAGACCGUGUGUCCAUCAGGGACAACCAGAGUCACCUCUUGUUCACAGUGACCAUGGAAGAGGUCAGGCAAAGUGAUACAGACACUUACUGGUGUGGGAUUAGCAGAUCUGGACCUGACCUUGGGGCAUCUAUCAAAGUGACCAUUGACCCAGUGGACAUGGUUCUGAGCACCUGGGCGAGCCCAAGAUCCAGGACAACUACCAGCAGACGUACAGAGGUGACAUCCGACUCCUACAUCAGGAACCACUACAUUCUCCUGGUUUUCCUGAAGGCGCUGGUCUUGCUCAUGUUGGUCGGUGCUGUCCUUUGGUUGAAGGGGUCUCAGCAGAGACUGUCCGUCUAUAGGAACUUGUCCUCUGAUCUCGUCGGAGACACAGCCCCUUAGACAGACGGACGAGCAGAACCUUCCACUCCUGGACCCCAUUUCCAGAGGAGACCCAGGCUGUGGCAGAAAUGUCUCUGGGUCCUCGGGAAGCAGUGACUGAUGCUGGGGGUGCUGAGGGGCUGUCCAGUCACCCUCCUGGCUCUGCACAGCUCAGGGACACAAUUCAGGACCCUCUUUAAAAAAGAAAAAAAAAGGCUUUAUUUAUUUAUUUGAUAGACAGAGAUAACAAGUAGGCAGAGA
This is a messenger RNA of Mustela erminea (ermine), 1837 nucleotides long. RefSeq names its product CD300 molecule like family member b (gene CD300LB). The record is from RefSeq and is a predicted model, not a curated record. NCBI's taxonomy places the organism in Eukaryota, Metazoa, Chordata, Mammalia, Carnivora, Mustelidae. Gene Ontology annotation, cellular component: plasma membrane. Gene Ontology annotation, molecular function: transmembrane signaling receptor activity. The transcript has 4 exons. Bases 995 to 1597 code for a protein of 200 amino acids.